Molecule: messenger RNA, 609 nt
Organism: Aureobasidium namibiae CBS 147.97
Lineage: Eukaryota; Fungi; Ascomycota; Dothideomycetes; Dothideales; Saccotheciaceae
Product: EF-hand
Exons: 1
Molecular function (GO): calcium ion binding
Source: RefSeq, a predicted model, not a curated record
AACUACGGCCAGGGACCUCGACCUUCCGGCUAUCACAACCGUCCUCCGAUCCCUCAGAACCAACGUCCUCCUACCGUCGCACCACCUCAGAAUCCUGACCCCAACAGCCGUGAGGCAUUGUGGCCUCUGUUCAUGGCCGUAGACAAGGAGCGCAACGGUCAGCUGAGCGAGUCUUCAUUGCGCAGCGCUCUGGUGAAUGGCGACUACACGGCCUUCGACGCACACACCGUUCGCAUGAUGAUCCGCAUGUUUGACACGGAUCGCAGCGGCACCAUCAACUUUGACGAGUUCUGCGGCCUCUGGGGCUUCCUGGCCGCCUGGCGCAACCUCUUCGACCGUUUCGACGUGGAUCGCUCGGGUAAUAUCAGCUUCCAAGAGUUUGCCGAUGCUCUCGUUGCGUUUGGCUAUCGUUUGAGUCCUCAAUUCACUCAGCUGCUAUUCAACACAUUUGCGAGAACGACACGCGGCAGAGGCGAUGAGUCGUACGGCGGCGGACGCGAGAAGACGCUCAGUUUCGACCUGUUUGUGCAGGCGUGCAUCAGCUUGAAGCGCAUGACGGAUGUCUUCAAGAAGUAUGACGACGACCGUGAUGGAUACAUUACUCUCUCU